AAAAAGGGUCAUCUGGGAAAGUGUCAGAAAAACCCACGUGGUCUCUUAUCUGAAUCCCUUUAUCAAUUAGUACUCAUCUCUGUCAACAUACAUAGUCCAAAUAGCUUAAAGAAUCCUGACCCAAAAACAUUGACCACAGUCUUCCACACGAUCCACACAUUGACAGACCAUGCAGACUCUGACAGUAUUCUCCGGCCUCUUGGCCCUCACCAGUCUUUCCAUGUCCCUCCCUACCGAUACAGAAGCUCCUCCAAUGAACUUGGUUUGUCAAGUUUGUACUUGGGGAGACGAUGUCGAAAACUUGGACGGCGGAAGCGUUCAGCCCAAUCGUUGCCAGAGUUUGCAAGAUAUUGGUGAAGCCCAAGAAUGUCCCAAUGAGGAUGAUAUAUGCUUCACCCACAUUGCAGCCAUUUACUCCGGAAGCUACGAGGCUUUCCGUGGUUGCGUGAGUAAGGCCGAAGCUUCCGCAGAGCCCGGAAAAUGUGCAUUGGAUGAUACCGAUGAGAACAUUGAGAUCAACGUGUGUUAUUGCGACGAAGAGUUGUGCAAUAAUCCUGCACCCUCCUCAAUGAGUCAAGCUUUAUCUUUGCUGACUGUGUCAGCCAUCGCCCUUCUCGCUAAGUUCGCUUAAAAAAGCCAACGUGGACUUUACUUUUGUACAUAUUUGUCAGCCGGUUUUUGUAAAACAACUAUGAUAUUCUUGGUCUUGUUUUUAAGACCACUUUUAGUUUUAUAAGUGAAAUACACAACCGUUAAUUUGAAAUUAAAAA
This is a messenger RNA of Tigriopus californicus, 770 nucleotides long. RefSeq lists its product as uncharacterized. The transcript has 3 exons. Bases 170 to 631 code for a protein of 153 amino acids. Lineage: Eukaryota; Metazoa; Arthropoda; Copepoda; Harpacticoida; Harpacticidae. The record is from RefSeq and is a predicted model, not a curated record.